CAACAACAUCUCAAAGUGUAUUGUUUACAAUUUUUAUCUUAAAAUUUUGAUGUUUGGAGUACCCUGUACCAUCGACCGUGAGGUCACAUAGAUAUAAAAAAUAAAUUGAUCAUCAUUGAUGGUUUAUAAUUUUAGCAAUAGUAAUACUUUAGAAUUUAAUAAUGGAUCAACUUAUAAAACUAAACAACCAAACUGCAGGCAGGGACAAGAUUGCUAGGUUGCUACAGUACUUGAGUAGGUUUGUGUGGCACAAUUUACAGAAAACUCAAAAAAAUGGUGUAGUAAGUCUGAAAAAUUUGGAAUUUCAGUUAAGUACUUUCAGGAAAUUACUCAGAUUUGGAAGAUUUGCCGAAAGUAUAUACACAACAUUACCAUUCUUCGAGCAGGAUGAAGCCACUAUACGCUAUACUGUGAUUUUAAGCAAAAUUGCGAAUUCGUUGUUUCUUUUGGCUGAUCAUAUAUUAUGGUUAGGACGUGCAGACGUGUGUACUGUGGACACGGAGAGAUGGUCACGUUUAUCCAACAAAUAUUGGUUAUAUUCCAUAACUAUGAAUUUAGUUAGAGACUUCUAUGAAAUUUCCAAUAUUUUAAAAAAUAAUAAGGACUCAAUUUUACAAAAUAAAUUCAGUUCCAAGGAAAUGUUACAUAUUUUGUUACGAAGCUUUUAUAUUCUUAGCAAUCACCAAGAUGUUAUGAUAGAUACUAUCAAAAAUGGCUGUGACUUUUUUAUUCCUUUUACAUCAUUAGGCCACAUAAAAUUAUCACCAGGGAUUAUUGGUUUACUAGGGGCUGUUUCUUCUAUUGCUGGAAUGAUAGUAUUACUACAACCUUCUAAAAAACUAAUUCCUUCUUAAUAUGCUUAAGGUAAUUAGGUGACAGUCCAUUUUUAUGUUGUAUUGAAUAAAUAUACAAUAAACUUCAAGGUUUGGGUCAGAAUUAUUAAAAACUUCGUUUUUACAACUAUAAAACGAAAUAUUUUGGUACAAACGGGGAUGAAAUAUUUACAAAAGCAAACGUAUAAUUUAUUUAUUGACAACCCAAAAAAUGCAUUUUUGGAAGCGUUACUUCUAGUGACAAAAACAAUAGUGAUUUUUUUGCAUGACAAUUGCUUUAUUUGGAGGGAAGUUACAUUAUUUGCUGGCUUGACUAUAAUAAUUUUAAAACAAUGACAAUCAAUUAAGAAGUGUUUUCCAAAAAUGUCCGACGAGAU
Messenger RNA from Diabrotica balteata, 1210 nucleotides. Lineage: Eukaryota; Metazoa; Arthropoda; Insecta; Coleoptera; Chrysomelidae. The record is from the annotation of a GenBank genome assembly.